AUGGAGGAAGCGGCUCUCGGCGCACGGGAACAGCGCCCGGGUUCUCCACUGCGGGGCAUGUUCGCUCAAGUCUCAACCGCCCGGUCGUGGUGCGCGACCUACGCUGGCCUCGCCUCGUCCGCCGACCUGGCCAUCAAAGCGGAAACCCGGCAACACGCUCAAACGUUUGCAGAGCUGCCUGUCGUCGACAGCUGGCGAGGCUCGAGGCCUCCCAUCAACGGCAUGCCCCGAGGGACCAAGCGCAAAUUCACCUCGAACCAAGAGCCCUCUGGCCACAUGGCGCCUCAAGCCUCGAACCAGAGGGCUGCUUUGCUCCGGCCCAUCCCGACUCCUGAGACGCAGGAACUCUACAAUAAGAUGCGCCGAGAAGAGGAGAAGCUGACUGAGGAGUCACUCGAGCAGGUGCAAGAGGGGCCUCCCAGCCAUCUCCAGCUCCCGCUGUCCUCCCAAGUCACCGUUUCAUCUCCGUCGCUGUCCCACGCCAGCACUACCCACUCGAUUUCUCAGGCCAUGAAUGACAUGGGUGUUGCUGGAGACCCGCCCGGACCCAGGGGACAACGCCCCGGCCGCCAUGGGCCGCUGUCCGAGAAAAAGAAAGCGAGAACUCACUUGAUGCGCAAGCUGGGCGCCUGCAAUGAGUGCCGGGAGCGGAGAUGUGACCACUUCGACUUCAGUCUUUUCGAAGCCGCGUACCAGGCGGAAAAGCGGGCUGCAGCCCAGGUGCCCGACUCCGGCCAUCCGACUUCUACCGCCACUGCCACUCUGUAUCAGCCGCGCUUGGGCGAGCCCAGCGAUCUUCUCGGUGUCGGGGUCGGACAAAACUCCACGAACCAACCAUCCCAGCUUGUAUGGGCUGGGAGGGACGACGUUCACGCGGACUCCGACCCGCUGCUAGAGCAGACACACCAGCAGAACCCCCCAGUCCCGCAACACCUGGCAUCGGUAUUGGGCAGGGUUGAAUAUCUCCAGGUCCCAUUUGCGCUUUCCGAUACAACGCCCCAGCACCACCCACCUGCUCUUCCUCAGAGCAUGCCAGUAGUCCAACAUCGAGCUGGCACCACCAUGGUUCGGAGCGCAUCGGCGGCGCCUCAUUACCAAGGUGCUGGCACCGUGACUCGAAGCGUGCCCGCGGCACUCUACCAAGCUGCGGCACCCAUGGCCCGGAGCACAUCAGCGUCGCCGUAUUACCCGGGUGCUGCUACCGUGCCUCGAGGCACGCCAGCCGGUCGACACCAGGAUGUUGCUGCCUUAACCCGAAGCACAGCUGAGGACAUGGCCCCGAUCGGCAGAGAGGUCUCCCCCAAUGGUCAAGAAUGGGACUGCCUCUGGGGCACCGACAAUUGCGGUUCGUCACUGUCGCACGGCGGGCUGUCGCCGUGCCACGAGCGCUGCAGCACUCUGGAGGAGCUGAAGAUGCACUACGCAUCGGCCCACGCGCCAAUCUACGAAGACUGGCCCAUGUGGCAUUGCACCAAUUGCGGUUUUAACGAUUGGAUCCGACCGACCCUGCCUUGCUUCGAAUGCCCCAACCCCGGAUCAUCCUCCUGGCAAAAAUGGCAAUGGGCGCGCGUGAGUAUCCCUUCCAGAGCGAUCUCUGACCCCCUCGGGGGCCUGGCGAGCCUGGACGGAGCCCCUUCGAACAGUUCCUCCUGGACGGAUUACUCGGCACCAUUCUCUGGCUCGCCCGGAGGUCAGAACAGCCCCUACGCACGGUCGUGCGGCGGCUACGGCUACGGAAGUGGUUCUUCUGGCCAGGCCUUCAGGUCCGCACAAGCGGUCAUCGAGAAGGCCAGGACUUGCCGCGGGUUCGGCUCUCCCGUAGUCCGCUGCGCCAGCCGGCCCUUUCACAGCGGGAUGUGCCAUCCUCCCCUGUUUCCGGGCCUGGCCUGGGCGUGGGGUGCUGCUGGCACCGCCGUCCGCAGGCAUGCCUGCUCCGCGGCUGUCCUCUUCGCUGUCGUCAUCUUCGCCCUGGUCGACGGUUGGCUGUCUGCCAGUGGCGUCGACGGCGGACUGUGGCGAACUGCAUGCGAUGGCCUCUCCCACCACGGACGCGCGGGCCCAACCCGGGUCCUCAAUCUGUCCAUUGCAUGCAUCGUCGCCGGGCUGAUCGCGACGUGGGCGUUCCGGCAUGAGAUGCUUGCCCUGGCACAGCACCGUGAUGCUGCUGCACAGGUAUCGCCGCCCUUUUGCCUGCUCAAUAAUCGGCGAACGCUCGCGGCGUUCUGAUUGUCGGGUAUUUUAGCGCCACGAGCGUUGGCACAGGUGCGAUGGUCGCUGCAUUCUGUCGGUUGGCGCAGGCGGUCGUGUGGCGGUUGCUGUCUCUGCUACUGCGUGUUAGUGCAGCAUGAGCUGUUUGUGACCUGGCGAGGCCUGGGUUCGAGACCGGGUCUGGACCCUGCGGGCACUGCGAGGCAUCCGGGGUUUGCAUGGCGGAUUUCGGCGUGUUCUGUUGGGUCCAUACUGGCUUCUGCUUUGGCUUAGACGGCUGUUUCCUGUUUGGCUUUUCCCUGCUUCGUGUUUGGCGUUUCCCUGCUUUCCGGCACAUGAAUCCUGUAUGCUAUAUUUGUUCGUCUGGAGUUCGGCUUCUUCCUCCUCUUCUUCUUCGUUUCUUUCCUUCCUUGCUUUUCCUCUCUGUCUUUUUUCUUUCCUUCCUUUUCCUGGCGUCUGGUGUUUCGGGACCUACGUUCAUGCUUGAGCAGGCUGUCUGGAUCUGGGUCUUGCACCGGGCAUGGAAGAGGAUAGGUUCGCAAGAACUGGGCUGGUCGGGCAUCAGGCUGAACAUAGGUAGUCAAACGUUGGGUGUGUGACGGGAGUGCUGGGAUUGUGCGAACGGGGAUACAUGGCAGUUUUGAGGUGUGGUUUUUUGGAUGGACUGUACGGAAUACACACUCUUUAAACAAGUCCCUGAGGCCUCGCUGUUGAGCAAGCUCGC
Thermothielavioides terrestris NRRL 8126 is the source of this 2932-nucleotide messenger RNA. RefSeq lists its product as uncharacterized. The coding region runs from base 1 to 2226 and encodes 741 amino acids. NCBI's taxonomy places the organism in Eukaryota, Fungi, Ascomycota, Sordariomycetes, Sordariales, Chaetomiaceae. The transcript is spliced from 3 exons. The record is from RefSeq and is a predicted model, not a curated record.